Etheostoma spectabile (orangethroat darter) is the source of this 1450-nucleotide messenger RNA. RefSeq names its product V-type proton ATPase subunit C 1-A. Gene Ontology annotation, cellular component: lysosomal membrane; vacuolar proton-transporting V-type ATPase, V1 domain. Gene Ontology annotation, molecular function: proton-transporting ATPase activity, rotational mechanism. The record is from RefSeq and is a predicted model, not a curated record. Lineage: Eukaryota; Metazoa; Chordata; Actinopteri; Perciformes; Percidae. Gene Ontology annotation, biological process: proton transmembrane transport.
CAGCUGUGGUCGCUGCUGAGUUCCCUCAGUGAGCAGCGCGUGCAGUGAGGCCUUCCGGUUUCUCUCUGACAGAUCAGCUGACUCUGAUACUGCUGUCAGGAGACCUCACCAACUGUAUUGAAUGGGAACCAGGAAAGUUAUCAAGCCAUAGAAACGCUAUUAACAGCUGUAUUUUUCACUGCUAACGGACAGUUUUUUAUUCACAGUUGCACCAGUGCUGUAGCCAUGACAGAGUUUUGGUUGAUCUCUGCACCGGGAGAGAAGACCUGCCAGCAAACAUGGGACGUAAUGAUGGCAGCCACCACACGUACCAACAACCUGUCUACCAACCAUAAGUUCAACAUCCCAGACCUCAAGGUGGGGACACUAGAUGUCUUGGUUGGGCUGUCGGAUGAACUGGCCAAAUUAGACUCCUUCGUCGAAAGUGUGGUGAAGAAGGUGGCUCAGUACAUGGCUGACGUGCUGGAAGACAGUCGAGACAAAGUACAGGAGAACCUGCUGGCCAACGGAGUUGAUCUCGUCACCUAUAUCACAAGAUUUCAAUGGGACAUGGCAAAAUAUCCCAUCAAACAGUCACUUAAAAACAUCGCUGAAAUCAUCUCAAAGCAAGUAACCCAGAUAGACAAUGACUUGAAGACUAGAGCUUCAGCAUAUAACAACCUGAAGGGAAACCUGCAGAACCUAGAAAGGAAAAAUGCGGGGAGCCUGCUGACCAGGAGCCUGGCUGACAUCGUCAAGAAGGAAAACUUUGUACUUGACUCAGAGUACCUCAUCACUCUGCUGGUAGUUGUACCAAAGAUCGCAUACAAUGACUGGCAUAAAACAUAUGAAACGCUGGCUGAGAUGGUGGUGCCACGAUCCUCACACCUGCUAUUUGAAGACAAUGACAGUGGACUGUUCAGUGUCACUCUUUUUACGAAAGCCAUUGAUGACUUCAAACACAAAGCCAGAGAGAACAAGUUCACAGUGAGAGACUUCCAGUACAAUGAAGAGGAGAUGAAGGCAGACAAAGAGGAGAUGACACGGCUCUCCACAGAUAAGAAGAAGCAGUUUGGCCCACUCGUCCGAUGGCUGAAAGUGAACUUCAGUGAAGCCUUCAUCACGUGGAUUCACAUCAAAGCACUGAGGGUCUUCGUGGAAUCUGUUUUAAGAUAUGGGCUGCCGGUGAACUUCCAGGCCAUGCUCCUGCAGCCAAGCAAGAAGACAGUAAAGAAGCUGAGGGAAGUACUCAAUGACCUGUACAAACAUCUGGACAGCAGUGCUGCAGCUAUCAUUGAUACUGCGAUGGACAUCCCAGGCCUAAACCUGAGCCAGCAGGAGUAUUAUCCUUACGUCUACUACAAGAUCGAUUGCAACCUGUUGGACUUUAAAGUUUAACACUUGUCCCCGUUUUGUAUUUAUGUUGAGUGUUGAUUUAGUCUUUCCCGGUACAAACCACUCUCGUCCCCCC